AUGGCGGGGAACGAGUGGAUAAAUGGGUACUUGGAGGCAAUAUUGGACAGUGGUGCUUCGGCUAUAGAGGAGAAGUCAACACAAGUGAACUUGAGAGAGAGAGGGGAUUUUAAUCCCACCAAGUACUUUGUGGAGGAAGUUGUGACUGGGGUUGAUGAGACUGAUCUUCACAGGACAUGGAUUAAGGUGGUGGCCACAAGAAACACCAGGGAGAGGAGUUCCAGACUCGAGAACAUGUGCUGGCGUAUUUGGCAUCUUGCCCGCAAAAAGAAACAGGAAGAUAGGUUGCUGUUAUAUCUAUGA
This is a messenger RNA of Ilex paraguariensis (yerba mate), 303 nucleotides long. Lineage: Eukaryota; Viridiplantae; Streptophyta; Magnoliopsida; Aquifoliales; Aquifoliaceae. The record is from the annotation of a GenBank genome assembly.